Molecule: messenger RNA, 1850 nt
Organism: Xenopus laevis (African clawed frog)
Lineage: Eukaryota; Metazoa; Chordata; Amphibia; Anura; Pipidae
Gene: ppp2cal.S
Product: protein phosphatase 2 catalytic subunit alpha-like S homeolog
Cellular component (GO): chromosome, centromeric region; nucleus; spindle pole
Molecular function (GO): hydrolase activity; protein serine/threonine phosphatase activity
Source: RefSeq, marked provisional
GGAGCCGCGGCUGCGUAAUUACAGCGGACUGACUGGCAACGUUAUUCUUCUAUAACCCCUGCGAACUACUAUCUCCUGUCAGGCUCUUUAAAGCCCGUCCGUGGCUGUGUAUAGACUCUCGGCCGCGAUUAACCCCGCUGUCCCCUGUGGGCUUCCGUAUUCGAUUCAACUGGCGGUCCCCACCCCUACUAGCAGCGGCCCGACUUGUUGGUUUUUUGACGCCGUUCAUUGGCUCUUGGUUCCUCCCGACGGCAUUCCCGGUGUCUGGCUUCUCUAGGCCGCCGGUCUUUUCCGCAGACGAGCCAUGGAUGAAAAAGCGUUCACCAAGGAGUUGGAUGAGUGGAUCGAGCAGCUGAAUGAGUGCAAACAACUGACUGAGGGCCAGGUCAAGAGUCUGUGCGAGAAGGCAAAAGAAAUCUUAACAAAAGAAUCCAACGUCCAGGAAGUGCGGUGCCCGGUCACAGUAUGUGGAGAUGUACACGGCCAAUUUCACGAUCUUAUGGAACUGUUCCGAAUUGGAGGCAAAUCGCCAGAUACCAAUUAUUUGUUUAUGGGAGACUACGUUGACCGAGGAUAUUACUCCGUUGAAACUGUAACGCUGCUUGUUGCACUUAAGGUUCGCUAUCGGGAACGCAUUACAAUCCUCCGAGGAAAUCAUGAAAGUAGACAAAUCACACAAGUAUAUGGAUUUUAUGAUGAAUGCUUAAGGAAAUAUGGAAAUGCAAACGUCUGGAAGUAUUUCACUGACCUAUUUGACUACCUCCCCUUAACUGCACUGGUAGAUGGUCAGAUCUUUUGUUUGCACGGGGGAUUGUCUCCUUCUAUAGAUACACUCGAUCAUAUACGGGCUCUUGAUCGCCUUCAAGAAGUUCCACACGAGGGUCCAAUGUGUGACUUGUUAUGGUCUGACCCAGAUGAUCGUGGUGGUUGGGGCAUAUCCCCUCGAGGUGCAGGUUAUACGUUUGGCCAGGAUAUAUCUGAAACAUUCAACCAUGCUAAUGGCCUUACUUUGGUUUCAAGGGCCCAUCAGCUCGUGAUGGAAGGUUACAAUUGGUGCCAUGAUCGGAAUGUAGUAACCAUUUUUAGCGCUCCAAAUUAUUGUUACCGCUGUGGCAAUCAAGCUGCAAUAAUGGAACUCGACGACACGCUAAAAUAUUCAUUCUUGCAGUUUGACCCAGCACCGCGCAGGGGAGAGCCACACGUGACCCGUCGCACACCCGACUACUUCUUGUAGACGCCAUUUUCCUCGUGUACAGUAUCGUUACCAGCAGGACUUUGUCACGACAACUCGGCAGAGCAGCGGCAACUUCAGGGGAGCGUCGUCACUGGUGUAAAUGAUGGACCAAAAGAUGUGCCAUAAAAGCCCGUGACCACCUCACAGACCCCCGUCCUUUGCAUGCUGAAGUGGCCUUGUCUGUCAAAGAUCUGUUUCCUGGCAUAGAGCACUACUCGUAGUAUAUUUACAUUCUCCCACAGACUAAAACAUUAACGACUUGUGAAUACGGUAACUGCAGUUAGUUAUAGUUCUGCCUGGCAUGAUCAUACAUAAGAUAGAAAGCAGUCGGAUUAAACCAUUCUGGGCUGCAGGGGAGGCAACCGCAUUCUGGACCUUUUUAAGCCGAGUACCUUUAUUGUGACUUUAUUUUCAGGGAAUACAAUUUAAUUUAAAAUUUUCAUAUGCGCUUAAGGGUUUUUGUUCUUUUUCGCCCUUCCGCAUCGGGUUUUUCCCUAGUCUGCGAUGGUUUUAUUUUUUGUAGUUAAGAAAUACAUCUGUACCAGUUAGACUUUGCUGCAGCGCAAUGCAGCAUUACCCCCCCCCCCCCAUAAUAAACUUGUGAACAAAGUCCUUA